AAUGGCGACGCCACUUAAAUUUGGUAAAAGUUUCCUGAGAGUAGUAGAAGUGGCUAAAGUGGCCCCCCAAGGAAAUGGAGUACCGGCAACUAAAGCAUUUUUGGGUGCUAGUCAAUUCAGAAGAUACACGUCAACCCAUGUUAAUGUCCAAAAACAUGGAAGUGUAGCCAUUUUGGAGCUAAACAGGGGACCAGUCAACAGCUUCAGCCUGGAAUUUUUAGAAGAGAUAAACACCAACUUGGAAAGCCUUGAAAAUGACCAGGACUGUCAAGGACUUAUAGUUACUUCAGGUGUUCCAAAAGUGUUUUCUGCAGGGCUGGACCUAGUGAAGGAAAUUUACCAGCCUUCAGAUAAAAAGCGUCUUGCUUCUUUCUGGAGUAAUUUUCAGGAGAUGUGGCUUCGCUUGUAUGGAUCACGGCUAGCUACCAUGGCAGCUAUUAAUGGUCAUGCCAUGGCAGGAGGCUGUGUUUUGGGAUUGUCCUGUGAUUAUCGUGUCAUGGCUGAGGGAUUCAGAAUUGGAAUGGUGGAAAUUGAAGCCGGUGUCCCACCACCAUCAUGGGUAGUUGGUACCAUGAGGAAUGUGGUUGGCCAAAGCUGUACUGAGAAAGCGAUCCUUAGUAACAAGAGGUACACGUCCGAGGAAGCUUUAGCAGUUGGAAUGGUUGACAAAACUGUACCUAAGGAUAAAGUCAUGGAGGAGACAAUGGUAGAAAUGGAAAAAUGGGUCGCAUUUUCUGGGAAAGCUAGAGAGUUAACGAAAAGAACUCUGCGAAAAGAGUACGUGGAGGCGCUGGAGAAUAACAGAGCUGAGGACAUCAAGAACUUUUGUGACUGUAUACUUGAUGAAGAUGUUCAAAAAGCCAUUGGGAAACAAAUCGAGAAAAUCUCCAAAAAGAAAUAGAUACAAUAGCCUAAAACAACGAGAGACGAAGAGACUGAUGUUGAAUUUCAGGCCUGACCUUUUUUUGUGUCUAUUAUAAAUCAUGUAAGACAACACCGCGUGCACUUGUAAUUCAAAUACAGUAUUUUUCUCCUCCUACGGGUGAAAUCAAAGUGGUCACAAUGAGUAAAUCAUGUACGUGGUUAGGUGAAGCAUGCUCCCUGGGAAUCUAGAUCUAUACCACACCGCACUUCAGAACUGACGUCCGGGAAAAAAAAAA
Stylophora pistillata is the source of this 1160-nucleotide messenger RNA. RefSeq names its product enoyl-CoA delta isomerase 1, mitochondrial. Gene Ontology annotation, cellular component: mitochondrion. Gene Ontology annotation, molecular function: catalytic activity. The record is from RefSeq and is a predicted model, not a curated record. Lineage: Eukaryota; Metazoa; Cnidaria; Anthozoa; Scleractinia; Pocilloporidae. Gene Ontology annotation, biological process: fatty acid beta-oxidation.